AUGCUACUUGACGCAGAGGCUACCACUCAUCUUAAGCCAUGGCUUGUUAGGUCAUUGGAACCAAUAUGUGAUGCCGAACCUGGAGCUCUGGCGGACUACAUUCUUGCACUGCUGAAGCACAACGCCCCAGAGCCCGAGCUGCGCCAGGAGCUAAACGCUCAACUAGAGGAGUUCUUGGAGAAGGGUACGUCGCACGCACAGGUCUCUGAGCAGAACGUACUUAUGGGAGCCCCAGAAACGUCAAGUUUCAUCGAGACACUCUUCACUGCUCUCAGAACCAAGUCAUACCUCCCCUACUCGGCUACCUCACCCCCAUCAGGCACAGAUACGUCGUCUAGCAUCGCCGUACCCGACAGCGGAAUCCCUAUUCCUCUUGAUGCUCUCAUGACCUCCUCUGAAGGCGACUCACCCGAUCGAAGACGAAAACGCGGCCUCGAAUACGAUGAUAGCGACCUUAGGCCGUCUAAAGGUCCCCGGUUAAACGACGAUGGGCAGUAUCCACGACCUAGCCGAGGUGGCUUCGGUGGUCGAGGUCGCAUGAUGAUUUCCGGCCGAGCGGAUUACAUGGACGGAGGGAUGAACGGCGCGAUGGAUAUGGGUAUGGGUGGCGGAAUGAUGAAUGGACGAGGGGCAUAUCGUCCACCAGACCGGGGCAGGGGUAUAUGCCGAGAUUAUCACAAUAAUGGCUAUUGUGCACGCGGCGCGUUCUGCAAGUAUAGUCAUGGCGAAGACGCUGUCGUACCGGGACAGCUGUUCCCGAUGAACGGCAUGCCCGGCGGGUCAUAUCCAAUGAUGGGCACGGGUGACAUGGCUUUCCAGAUGGCAGGAGGUGCCAACGCGCCACGAAAACGCGGCCUCGAAUACGAUGAUAGCGACCUUAGGCCGUCUAAAGGUCCCCGGUUAAACGACGAUGGGCAGUAUCCACGACCUAGCCGAGGUGGCUUUGGUGGUCGAGGAGAGCGCGGAGGUCGCAUGAUGAUUUCCGGCCGAGCGGAUUACAUGGACGGAGGGAUGAACGGCGCGAUGGAUAUGGGUAUGGGUGGUGGAAUGAUGAAUGGACGAGGGGCAUAUCGUCCACCAGACCGGGGCAGGGGUAUAUGCCGAGAUUAUCACAAUAAUGGCUAUUGUGCACGCGGCGCGUUCUGCAAGUAUAGUCAUGGCGAAGACGCUGUCGUACCGGGACAGCUGUUCCCGAUGAACGGCAUGCCCGGCGGGUCAUAUCCAAUGAUGGGCACGGGUGACAUGGCUUUCCAGAUGGCAGGAGGUGCCAACGCGCCGUACAACCCGCACGAACGGAUGGAUAUGCGUCCGAUGGUUGGUGGAAGUAUGGGCAUGGGCACCGGCAGGACCCCACAUACGCGGACGCCGAUGCUCUCUCGACACGGCGACGUGAACAGCACCAUGGCUGGCAAGCCUGGUGAGCUACCAGUAAUACAAGACCUGACUCCUCGAACGCCAGAGAAGGAGGAGACACAGCAGGCUCAUGUUACCAGCUCGACGAAUGGUGCCAUGCAGGGUAUCGAAGGGCCGGCAGUGCGAGACUUGAGUCUGCCCAUGAAUCCCACGACAAUGAAUCCCAUGGCUGGCUUGCAGAACACUUUCCCUCGUCAAAGAAAUGGCCCAAUGGCGCCGAAGGGCACGUUCAGGGAGACGCCAGGCUUCCUUGGCGAACGUCGACAAGACAAGACGCUGGUAGUAGAGAAGAUUCCCGGGGACAAGCUGAGCCUGGGCUCCAUUAACGACUGGUUCAAGCGCUUCGGGACGGUUACAAACGUUGCGGUCGAUGCCUCUGGCGCGAAGGCUUUGGUCAGUUUCUCCACCCAUGAGGAGGCGUAUGCGGCUUGGAAGUCAGAAGAUGCUGUCUUUGGAAAUCGUUUCGUCAAGGUCUUCUGGCAUCGGCCAAUGGAGGGACAUGGUCGGGUUGGCGCUCGUAUGCUCGCAGCUUCCGCACCUCUUGUCGCCAAAGUCGCAAGCAAGGAGACUCCCCAGGCUCCGAAACCUGCUGCACCUGCACCUGCACCCGCCGCCCCUGCGAACGCGGCUCCCCGUAAACCCGCCCCGUCAUCCGCCGUCUCGGCGCUUGCCGAAAAGCAGAAGCUGCUUGAGAAGCAGAUUGCCGAGCAGAAGUCACUCAUGGAGCGGCUGUCGACUGCUUCGCAGGAGGAGAAGAAGGAGAUUAUGGCGCGCUUGCGCAAGCUGAACGAGGAGAUGAAGCCCUCGCCGCCGGAGUCGUCACCUGCUGGGCAGCCCUCAUCGGGCAAGGGUUCGCCUGGCUCGACGCCGCGGACGGAGGAGCAGACGCAGAAGGAGCGUGAACGUCUCGACAAGGAGCUCGAUCUGCACUACGCCGCAACAGCCACAGAGGGCGAGGGAGAAGAGAGCACCGAGGAGCUCAAGGCGCGCUUAGAGAGGCUCAAGGCUGAGGCAGCAAGCUUGGGUAUCUCAACGGAUGGCUCUGAAGGGGCACCAUCGUACGGUGGAGGCGCGUACCGCCCGUAUCGUGGACGCGGCAGGGGCGGACGAGGCUUCUUCCGUGGUGCCAUGCGAGGUGGUCCACCGCGCACGAGCAUGAAGCUCGACAACCGCCCGAAAAAGCUGCUUCUUAAGGGUGCCGGUAGCGAUCAGUUGCAGAGUGUGCGGGAUUGGUACGAGACUGCUGGGCAGGUGGAUAGUGUGGACAUCGCAGACGAUGGUGACCUCUUGGUGUCCUUCAAAUCUCGUGCCGCUGCCGAACAAGGGCUGGCGAAGGGCACAAACAUCCCCUCGGUCGGCUCGGUCCAGGUAUCUUGGUACAUCGGCCAACCCCCGAACAUGACGAAUACGCAAAAGGUACCACCAGCAUCCGUCGACCCCCCUGCUGGCGGCGAAGAGCACUCAGAGCCGCGCCCCACGUCGCCUGUGCACGAUGAUACACACAUGCCAGAAGAGGAGAUGGUGUCCAGCGGUUGGGGAGGCGUUGACGACGCCGGCGACGAUUUCGAUUUUGGCAUGCUUUGA
Phanerochaete carnosa HHB-10118-sp is the source of this 2997-nucleotide messenger RNA. RefSeq lists its product as uncharacterized. Bases 1 to 2997 code for a protein of 998 amino acids. Gene Ontology annotation, molecular function: RNA binding; metal ion binding. Gene Ontology annotation, cellular component: nucleus. NCBI's taxonomy places the organism in Eukaryota, Fungi, Basidiomycota, Agaricomycetes, Polyporales, Phanerochaetaceae. The record is from RefSeq and is a predicted model, not a curated record. The transcript is spliced from 6 exons. Gene Ontology annotation, biological process: mRNA processing.